Molecule: messenger RNA, 2327 nt
Organism: Cyprinodon variegatus (sheepshead minnow)
Lineage: Eukaryota; Metazoa; Chordata; Actinopteri; Cyprinodontiformes; Cyprinodontidae
Gene: cant1b
Product: soluble calcium-activated nucleotidase 1-like
Exons: 5
Coding region: 577-1791 (404 amino acids)
Biological process (GO): proteoglycan biosynthetic process
Molecular function (GO): calcium ion binding; GDP phosphatase activity; UDP phosphatase activity
Source: RefSeq, a predicted model, not a curated record
GCCCCUAGCUUCAGAUGACUCUUUUAGUUUUAAUGUUUUGGAACUUCUCUUUUUGGCAGACCUAACACUUCAAGCAGAGUGGAAUAAGAAACCUUUAAGAAUCUAGUCCUCUUGUUCCAAAUUCAUUAUUAAGAGACCAAGUCGUUUUUGGCUGUGCAGAAAUGGGAGACAUUUGAGAUGGUGUGCAGGAGAGCAGAGCAGUGAUCAAGUAUUCAUGUGGGUACAGGGGGCUGGAUAAGCGAGGGACGUGUUCAGAGCAGAACGACAUGAAGGUAGCAGCCUGUUCAGGGCAGAGGAUGGCAAAGGAAGGGUGAAUAGCUUAAAUUUUUAAAUGCAGUAGAACUAUUUCCUGUUUGCUCCUGUGGUGCAGAGGGGUGGAUCGUAUGGGACGGUUUAUUCAGUGUCGACAAUGAACUCUUUUUUAUGCUCUGCCAAGUUUUCCCUGCAUGGCUUAAAGAGUCGACGGGAGUGAAUGUGUUCAAAAAGCAACUUAAGACGCACCGGGGGAAUCACUCAAUGCGGUCGUAGUUUUCAACCGCAGCCCACAACCGGCUCUGGGAUGAACACGGCACGUCCAUGAACUCCUUUGGUUUCGUUGUGCGAGGCCUCCCCCUGGCCUUGGCGUCCAUGACACAGGCUGCUGCCUGGGACCUGCGCUUUCAGCCAAGAUGGAGAGCAAUAUUUGUGACCAGCCUCCUGGCUUUAGUGCUCAUGUUAUAUCUGCACCGGACAGUAGGGAACACAAACACACCAAUCAAAGGUAGUUUUCUUACGCACAGAGGGGGAGAGUCGGAUGUAGGAUCUCAGAGACUUCUUGCUUGGCGUCUGAAGAGCGGAAAGCCCUACAAUGACACAUACCCGCUGAGUCCUCCGGAGAGGACGCAGCAUGGUAUUCGCUACCGUAUAGGAGUGAUCGCAGACCUGGACGUGGCAUCCCGAAGCUCCAAGGGUCAGACGUGGUUCAGCUACAUGAAGAGAGGCUAUGUGACCAUUUCAGAGAGCGCAGACAGAGUGGAGGUGGAGUGGGACGCAGACACAAUCACUUUAGAGAGCAGUCUGGCUGAGAAAGGACGAGGAAUGGAGCUGUCUGAGCUGGUGGCCUUUAAUGGUCACCUGUACAGUGUGGAUGACCGCACAGGUGUGGUGUACAGGAUUGAGGGAAGCAGAGCCGUUCCCUGGGUGAUUCUACCUGACGGCGAUGGCUCCGUCCCUAAAGGGUUCAAGGCAGAGUGGCUGGCAGUGAAGGAUGAGCACCUGUUUGUUGGAGGUCUGGGGAAGGAGUGGACUACGACAUCCGGGGAAUUCGUCAACAACAACCCGGAGUGGGUGAAAGUGAUCGACUACAGGGGCGGCGUGGAGCAUCAGAACUGGGUGCCUUAUUACAGCGCUCUGCGGAAAGCUGCAGGGAUCAAACCACCAGGUUACCUCAUCCAUGAAUCAGCAGCUUGGAGCGAACGUCUCCAGCGGUGGUUCUUCCUACCUCGCCGUGCCAGCCACGAACGCUACGACGAGGCAGCUGACGAGCGUCGAGCCACCAACCUUCUCCUGUCCUGCCCUGCGGACUUCAGACACGUGACCCUGCGGCGCGUCGGGCCGUUAAACCCUACUCAUGGCUUCUCCUCAUUUAAAUUUGUUCCUGACACAGAUGACCAGGUCAUCCUGGCUCUGAAGUCAGAGGAGGAUGGCGGCAGGAUCGCCACAUACAUCAUUGCCUUUACACUAGAUGGGCAGCUUCUAAUGCCUGAGACCAAGAUUGGAGAUGUAAAGUAUGAAGGCCUGGAGUUCAUUUAAAAGUGCUCUUUAAUGAACAGAUUGUUUUAUCCAUUCGUGAAACGUUUUAUAUGGGAGAGGUCACAGGUGAACGGUCAGACCUGCGCCAUAUUGGUGCUGCUUGAUGCUUUCGUUUUUAAGUCGAAGAGAAGAUACCGGAGUAGAGGCUACGACCAAAAAGGGCAAAACUCUACAUAAAUGAUACCAAAUAUAAAACUUAAGUGUGUUUUUUGAAGCAGUAUUUAAACAGAGACUGAUAACACAGGGAGCAGGGGCAAUUUUCUAGUGUUUGUUUAAACUUGCUGAAACUAUCCUCUGGAAUCACUAAAUUAUUUUCUCUUUCAUUAGGUGCCAAAUAAGAUUCUUAUUUACUGAUAAACACAAUAGUUGUCUUUGGGAUGGAUGAAUCGUCCAAUUUGAUUUACUAAAACGCUUUGUUUUAUUUUUAGAAGUAUAGACAGCAGUAGUUCUUAAUUUACCCUUAUACAUUGCAACAGUACCACCCCGUCUGGAGACCACAGGAUGCUGCUGCUGCCACCGUGCUCCUUGUUCGUUUU